UAACCGCAGCAGCAGCAGCAGUGUGUUUCCAGCAGCUCCAGUUUUCCGCGGACACGAGGACGAGGAUUUAUUUCGCAGACUCCAGAAAACACGCAGACUCGUCUCCGCUGGAGGAACAUCUCACCUCCGGAUACACACACACCCCCCCCUCACACGCUGUGUACAGGCAGCUGAUUGGACCCGGGUGUGAGCGGUGACCAUGGGCGAGCAGAGGUCCGUCCAACCCGUCCUGCUCCUGCUGCUGCUCCCGCUGCUGCUCGCCAGGCUGUCGCAGCUGUGGGCGUUUCCCUUCAGCCCGUCGCUGGACCUGGACGUCACGCCCAGGACAACGGUCUUCUCCAAAGGUCUGCUGGGCAGCGCUCGCUUCAACGGCUCUUCCAGGAACUACAGCACCCUCCUGCUGGAGGAGGAGGCCGGGCGGCUGUACGUGGGCGGGAGAGGAGCGCUGUACGCACUCAACACCUCCGACAUCGCCACGCCUGGAAACCUCACGAUUGAUUGGGACGCCUCCCCUGAGCAGAAGAAGAUGUGUCUGAACAAAGGAAGAGACAAUCAGACGGAGUGUUUCAAUCACAUCCGCUUCCUGCAGCGCUUCAACGAGACGCACCUCUACGCCUGCGGAACCAACGCCUUCAGGCCGCUCUGCGCUUAUAUAGACGCGGAUCGGUUCGGCUUCUCCUCGGGCUUCGAGGAGGGAAGAGACCGGUGUCCCUACGACCCGGCGAAGGGCUACACCGGCCUCCUGCUGGACGGAGAGAUGUUCACGGCGUCUCAGUACGAGUUCCGCAGCUCGCCAGACGUGCGCAGGAACUUCCCCUUCCCCACGCUCCGGACCGAGGAGGCGCCGACCCAGUGGCUUCUGGAGGCGGACUUCGUGGGCUCGGUGCUGCUGAAGGAAAGCAUCAACAGCUCCAUCGGGGACGACGACAAGAUUUACUUCUUCUUCACGGAGCGGAGCCAGGAGCAGGCGUCCUACCCGAGCCAGACCAAGGUGUCCCGGGUCGCCCGAGUCUGCAAGACGGACUGGGGGGGCCAGCGGACCCUGCAGAGGAAGUGGACCUCCUUCCUCAAGGCCAGGAUGGUUUGUUCCGUCCCAGAAUACGAGCUGCACCUCAACAUCCUGCGCAGCGUGUUCGUGCUGCAGGGGCGGGACGCGCAGAGCAGCAUCUUCUACGGCAUCUUCGGCCUCGAGUGGAAGAACAUCAAGGCCUCAGCGAUCUGCCAGUACGCCUUCUCCGACGUGCAGAGGGUCUUCGAGGGGCCGUACAUGGAGGUGCAGGACUCCAAGUGGAGGGAGUUCACCGGGAAGGUGCCGGAGCCGAGACCUGGAUCUUGUAUAACAGAUCGGCACCGGUCCCAGGGCAUCAACUCCUCUCGUGACCUCCCAGACAAUGUGCUCACCUUCGCCAGGAGGCAUCCGCUCAUGGCCGGCCAGGUGCACCCGGUGGGAGUGCGCCCCCUGUUGUUCAAGAGGAGCGUCAACUAUGUCAAGAUCGUCGUGCACAGGGAGCCGGGGCUGGAUGGGAACAUUUACACCGUCCUGUUUCUGGGAACUGAUGACGGCUGGCUGCACAGAGCCGUGGACAUCGAAGGAGAAAUGCACAUCAUAGAGGAGCUGCAGCUGUUUGACAAACCUCAGCCCGUAGAGAGUCUGGUCAUCUCCUCGGCUCUGCGGAGCGUCUACGCUGGCUCACACUCUGGAGUCGUGCAGGUCCCGAUGUCGGCGUGUCGGAGAUACACUUCCUGUUACGACUGCGUGUUCGCCAGAGACCCGUUCUGCGGCUGGGACGGGGGGGCGUGCGUAGAAAUAUCCUCCAGUGCACAGAGGUCAAACAUAACUCAGGAUAUUCUGAGAGGGACCAGAGGCUGCAAGGAGAACUCAGGAAACGUCGUCCAUCGGCGGCGUGCUGUGAUGUCGGGCGAUGACGUGCUGCUGCAGUGUGAACUUCGCUCCAACCUGGCGACGCCACGCUGGACGCUGAACGGCAAAGACCUCCAGGGCUUCGACCUGACCUCGGGCUACCGCAUCGGCACGGACGGCCUCCUCAUCAUCGGCGCCCGGCUCCGGCAGAGCGGCUCCUACCGCUGCUUCGCCGUGGAGAACUCGGUCUCCGUGCUGGUUUACCUCUACACCGUCCGGGUGCACACGGACCCGUUCUACCCGGUGGAGCCCACCGCCACCACCACCACCAGCCCCCCCACGGCGUCCGGCCCAGCUGUGGUCUCCACCGGCGGCCCCACCGAGCGGCCCCUGCCCUCCCCCCCCGCCCCGCUGCCUCCGGGACCCGAGUUCCAGACCUACCGACACAUGGAGGCGGUGUACAUCUCCCUGGUGGCCGUGCUGGGGGGGCUGUGCCUGGUGCUGAGCGUGGUGCUGCUCUACGUCAGCUUCUGCACCAGGCGGGCCUCUCGGGACGCCAAGUUCUCCCAGCAGGGCCUGCGGGUCCUGGGCGAGUCCGGGAGGAAGAGGAGGAGCUCGCUGUUCGAACUGACCACCGUCUCCAGCCACUGCAACGGGCGCCAGGCGCGGCACUCCAUGUCCGUGCCCAACUUCGCGGACAUGGCCGACGGUUUCCUCCAGAUCGUUCCGGGUCAGGGCAACAUGUCGCCGAGCAAAACGCCUCCGCCGGCCCCUCCCCUUCCGAUGCCGCCUCCCCUUCCCAACAUGGACUACGCCAACGGGCUGUCGGCCACGCUGCCCAGCGUGCUGAGGAAGAUGAACGGGAACAGCUACGUGCUGCUGCGGCAGGCCGACCACGAGGGCACGUCGCCGCUCUACCACUCCUUCACCGAGGAGCUCAACAGGAUCCUGGAGCAGAGGAAGCACACGCAGCUGGACCUGCAGCCGGACGAGAGCUCCAUCUAGGACCUUCCCUCUCAGACUUUGUCCCAUAAAGUUAUUUAUUUUGACCCCAGCUGUGACCCGUAGUCGUGGGCAGAACGGAAACGCUGCUGUCGGAAUCCCUGGUCUGACAUGUUCAGCCUCCUGCGACACAUGGUCCACGAUUCCACUUCAACAAUGGACAACAUUAACCAGAGAUUGAUAUUCGAUUCGGCCAAAGACGAAAAAACACAAGAACAAACCAUGAGGAGGAGACGUGAUGCUCCUGGGUUGGAUCACAACGAAGGCAAAGCUGCGAAAUGGGUUAAAAAAUACAGAAGCUCAGGAGGCGAUUCUGUGUCUUUGCGCCGGGGGGGGAAGUGCUGAGUAACGUUAACCCUCUGUGGAGCGUGAGGUCACUUCCUCUCGGCGUGCCUGACUCCGUGUGUCGCAAUGAGCUCGUUCCUGUUUUUGUCCACAGCGUCGUUGUGGUUCCUCUGUUCCGGAAGAAGAAAGGUUUGACUCGUCUGUAGUCGCAGGACUGGACUCAGAUUCUCAGAUUCUCCUUCUCGUCCGAUUGGUCGUAAUAACUGGAUCGAGCUGGAUUCUUUGCCCCUGGAUGUCGGACCUCCAGGUUUUUUCUAUGUGUAAGAAUGAUGAAUGGCAACGUGUACGAACUGUUACACAAUCCAAAACAAGAAACACGACAUUAUCGGCUAUCGAGGAGAGCUAGCCCCAGCUCGCCACAUCCGACCACAGAGCUGACACCUUAGAAAUGCACUAAUCUCUGAAGACUACUGGACAACUGAAAGGCAGACGGCGUUCUGAAGAGCACGCGGAAAAGACAACAGCAAAUUAACAUACACGAAAAUAUGACAAAUCAAACUCACACGACGCCGGUUAACAAAGCGGUAAAUCCCUUCUGCAAAUCGUCCAAUCAGCAUCAAUCCUUUUCACUAACGGCUACACAGAGGUUAAUAGUGUGUUUUUGGAUGUGAACUCGACUAAUUGUCCGAUAAUGAGCUUCGUUUUUCUGUGAAAGCGUCAAAAACCAGAGUGAAAUAAAGCUUUUAUCUGGAGCUUCACUUUAAGAAGACAGUUCUGUUAACGUUUAUUUUCUAAACCACUCUUUUCUCGUCUUUUACUCGUGUAAAUAUCAAUAUUCACAUCAACAUAAACUUUAACUUUUAGUGAAUGAUUCUGGAAGAGUUUAAAGUCUGGAACCAGGACGAGCGGCUACAAGAUGAAUCGUGACCAUAAAAACAUUUGAUUUAGAGCAAAUGGAAAAAAAAGGCAAAGGUACAAGACUGUGAACUUAAUCAUUUAAAGAGUGAAAGAACUACGCUUCCCAUAAACCAUCGUGAUCAACUUCCACUGCUUCUCCUCCUGAGAUGGAAAGAUGACACUUAUAUUUCGAAGCACUGGAUUCUUUUAGAACAUAAUGUGACAACAAAGAAGAUAAAUAUACAGAAAAGGUAAACGACAGAUCUAUUUGUCCUCCGCCCCGGUGGGAAGUUUCCCAGCCAGCAAAUCCAGCAACCUUCACAAAAGCCUCCUCAGUGUUUACCUGACAUCAGAGCAAUGUUAAAACAACACAAACUGCCGAGCGGACAGUUUUCCUCUGGCAGGAUAAACAGCGGGAUGAUGAAAUACGGGCAGAACGUGGAGAGAAGUGGCUGAAGUGAACCUCGGGUGUAAUUUGUAAACGUGUCACGGCCAAAUGAAGAUGGUGAAGGUGGUCCGUGCAGGUCGAGGCGGACGGGAAACACUUGACCUUCAUGUCCCCGGUGGAGACGUGAGGGAAAUCAGGAUGAUGAAGAUGAAACGAGGCAGAUUUCUGAGAUCCUCUCGUGUUUUUUUCUUGAAAGACAUUUUGUUAUGAACCUGGACAGAAUCAUAACGGAAUCAUAACGGAAUCAUAACGGAGGAGAUGCACUCGGGGGGGUACAUGUGCUGGUGAGGAUUGAGAAGCCUCACAGGCCUCAUCUUGAGUUCUGGUGGUUUGAAUCAACUGAAGCAGCCGGCUGGAUGAGAGGUGAAAAGUGUCCAUCAGCCCUCGAUUCAGCUUUUCUUUAAUACAGAUACACAUUUAUGAUUAUUCAAAAGUUUGCUCCUCUGUUUGUACAGUUAGCUCUUCGUUGCCCAGCUGGUUUGAACUCAAACUCUAACCACGAUGUUUCACAAACAUCAGUCGCUCCUUUCAACAAAUCCAUCAAAGUUCUGAUUGAGGAUUUGUUUUUUCCACAUUUUCCUCGAUUUUCUAAAUGAAUAAUUGAAGAAAAAAAAUCUGACAAAUUUAAGGGGACUGAUAUUUAUGAGUGUUUGAGAAUCCUAAUAAGAAUCUGGAUCCAGUGAAUUCCAUAAGCAAAUAUGCAUUUUACUGAGUAUUUGUUUGUUUGGUGCAUUAUUUGAACGUGUAACAGAGGAUUUAGUAGAAAUAGAUAUUCUUUAAAAGAUUAAUUAGCUUAGCUUUCUUGCCCGACACUUUCACCUGCUCUACGCGUCCUGGUUGUUCAUGCAUGGUCGCAUGUUUUCAGCUUUCUUCUCGUCCUCCUCUUCAUCCUCCUCUUCAUCCUCCUCUUCAUUCCUCCUCUUCAUUCCUCCUCUCUCUCCCUGUCCCCUGCCUCCUUUGUCUCCACCGUCUUAUCACCUCUGCACCACAGCAUCAUCUGCUGCUCACAUGUUCUCUCUCUCUCUCUCUCUCUCUCUCUCUCUCUCUCUCUCUCUCUCUCUCUCUCUCUCUCUCUUCCUCCCUCCCUCCCUCCCUCUCUCUCUCUCUCUCUCUCUCUCCCUCACACACCUGUGUGAGUGCCAGUCGAUGCUUCUCUCCCUCUCCUCUCUCCUCCUGCUCUCCCUCUUCUCUCCCUCGCCUCACUCCUCUUCACUCCUGCUUCUCUCCCUCUUCUAUCCCUCUCUCUCUCUC
Molecule: messenger RNA, 5744 nt
Organism: Limanda limanda (common dab)
Lineage: Eukaryota; Metazoa; Chordata; Actinopteri; Pleuronectiformes; Pleuronectidae
Gene: sema4gb
Product: sema domain, immunoglobulin domain (Ig), transmembrane domain (TM) and short cytoplasmic domain, (semaphorin) 4Gb
Exons: 15
Coding region: 200-2866 (888 amino acids)
Biological process (GO): semaphorin-plexin signaling pathway; neural crest cell migration; positive regulation of cell migration
Molecular function (GO): chemorepellent activity; semaphorin receptor binding
Source: RefSeq, a predicted model, not a curated record